ACAAUUUCUCUUCUUCUCACAUUCUCCGCCACCUCUCUCACACAGCUCGCACUCUGCUGCAUCUUUCUCCGAAAAUGCCGUUCAAGAGGUACGUUGAGAUCGGGAGGGUAGCCCUCGUCAACUACGGAAAGGACUAUGGAAAGCUUGUCGUCAUCGUUGACGUCAUCGACCAGAACCGGGCUCUAGUGGAUUCCCCGGACAUGGUGAGGAGUCAGAUGAACUUCAAGAGGCUUUCUCUUACAGACAUCAAGAUUGACAUCAAAAGAUCGCCGAAGAAGAAGACUCUUGUAGCUGCCAUGGAGGCUGCCGAUGUUAAAGGGAAGUGGGAAAAGAGCUCAUGGGGCAGGAAGUUGAUUGUUCAGAAGAGAAGGGCUGCUCUAAAUGACUUCGACCGCUUUAAAUUGAUGCUUGCAAAGAUCAAGAGGGCCGGUGUUGUUCGACAGGAGCUUGCGAAGCUUAAGAAAGAGACCCCUGUUUGAUUAUUAUAGUUUCUGAUUUUGUCAAGAUUUUGUAGGAUUUUGGAACUUUGUUUAUGCAGAUCCUUUUCUUGAAUUUGUUUACAGAAUGGAAAUGUCUUUGAAUUUUUCGUAUUUACCAUUUGGACUUGCUUGGAAGUUAUUUUUCUCUAAUUUGUUGUGAUCUUGGUUU
Erythranthe guttata (spotted monkey flower) is the source of this 648-nucleotide messenger RNA. RefSeq names its product large ribosomal subunit protein eL14z. Gene Ontology annotation, biological process: translation; ribosomal large subunit biogenesis. Gene Ontology annotation, cellular component: cytosolic large ribosomal subunit; ribosome. Lineage: Eukaryota; Viridiplantae; Streptophyta; Magnoliopsida; Lamiales; Phrymaceae. The record is from RefSeq and is a predicted model, not a curated record. Gene Ontology annotation, molecular function: structural constituent of ribosome; RNA binding.